UUACCAGCCGGUGUUGAAACAGAAAAGGAUGAUACGACAAGCAAAUCAAAGAAAACCUACCUUGCCGAAGCGUCGAGUUCACGGCAGCACGGCGAUAAAUAUGCAGGCCAAGAUAGCUGAAUAUGACAAGGCAGUGAACGCCAUCCUUCGCAUGGUUGAUGCCCACAUUGGACGGAAAAAAAACACCGGAGGAAGAUGUGGUGUUUGCAAUUGGUCUUGGUGGCUUCAACACUAAAAGUAACCUACGCAGCUUACAUACAUCGUUUGGCUCAUCAACAAAGUAUGUCAAUGUCGGAUUUACUGCGUGAAGUUGAAAUAAUCCAAGUAUAUCGUCUCCAAGGUGCGAAGUCUUGGAUAUCUGGUCGUCGGUGUGAACGAAUAUUACACAUCGAAAAAAUGUCCAUCCUGUGAAAACUUUGUAGGAGCUGUGAGACUCCGGCGGCUUCA
Umbelopsis ramanniana AG is the source of this 447-nucleotide messenger RNA. RefSeq lists its product as uncharacterized. The transcript has a single exon. NCBI's taxonomy places the organism in Eukaryota, Fungi, Mucoromycota, Umbelopsidomycetes, Umbelopsidales, Umbelopsidaceae. The record is from RefSeq and is a predicted model, not a curated record. Bases 196 to 411 code for a protein of 71 amino acids.